AUGCCUAACAGGGUUAAAUCUGGUGGUGGGGGUCAGCUUCUUAAGGUGGUCAACGCUGACAACAGGUGUAUCAGAGAGGAUGGCUCAUUCAUUAAUCCAAAUGACGAGGCACAGCGUUUGCUGUUUGCCCGUGCCAUGGCUGUAUGGAUCAAUGCUACUCCCUCAGAUAGAGACGCUGCUCAGGAGAAGAUUGACGACAAUCGGUCGAGAAGUGUGUGGUUUCUCACUACCGAGACCAACAACCUUGUUUUGACAGAGACAAAGGACGGCGGCAUCCGUCCAUACGGCGUAGUUGUCAAACGUGGUAAGUUCUGGUCUCUGUUGAUGAACCGCGCUGUUACGAAUCAUCGAUUAGCGACUAGAAAUCCUAAGUGCAGCGAAUUUGCUGCUAUGUAUUGCUCCAUUCCUGAAGGCUUUGUCAGAAAAGACAAAAAGUUGGAACUCCUUCAUGGGGGUAAUCGGUUGCCUAAACCAGUCGAUUUCGAGUGGGGGUGUCAGGGCCUAGCAGGUUUGCUACAGAGGUUUUGUGACAUCGAUGGCUCCAAUCAGACAGCGGCAAAAGACUUGCCCUGCUGGACUGAGAUUAAAUCUCUGGUCACAAACUAUGGCAUACCAAAUCCCUUCUGGGCCAUUAGCACCCUAGUGAAAACGACGAUGGAUGUGGUACCUUCCUCCAAUAAUGAGGAGCACAUAAAUACCUUCAACAACACCCAAUACGAUUCUAAGCACUGGGCAGACCAUUUCAUUACGUACCUUAGAGGCUAUCAGACGUUCAUGGAGAAGAAUGGUGUCACUGUGAAAGCAUUCAAGCGGCUUCAGAAAGUAUUCCCUCAAAUCUUGAAGGACAAUGAGGCCAACGCUGGCAAGGACUUCUACAUCGAGCCCGAUAAACUCAAGGGUGCUGUGCAUCAACUUGAGGAAUCAGUAAUGUCCACCGCGUUUCCAAAGAAACAAAAGCGCGUUACAAUUGUUAGUCCUAAGACUGACAAACCACCUUUUCGGAAGGGCCUGGACAAUCGUUCAGGAUCUGGAAGUUUUAAGUCUAAGAAGCUUCCCAUUGAAAUCAUCUGCGGAUGUGAGUCAAACGACUCACUUCGUCGACAAUUCGAUAAAGAUAACCCCUCUGUUAAGGCAAAUGGAUUAAGUUGCAUCGAACUUGAUGAUUACGGUCUUAUGACUUAUAAGGAUGUCAACUUUGAGUUGGAGUCUUGUUAUCUCUCCCGGUCAUCCUACUUGGGAUAUAUAAACGGCGAGAAUGUGAAAGGUAACAAGGUAUACUCCAUACAACGAGCAUCUCCCACUUUCACUAGUUGGGCGAACAUCCUUAUCCUAGAUGACAGACACAAGAACAGGAUGUUUAAGGGGAUACGGAACUUGACCUUCAAUGAAAUUCUUCGGAUAAAUCACCUCGCUGAAGAGCAGGACGACUUCCUAAGGUCUAUUCCUGAAGAUCAAGCCUACACCUACAUAGCUAAUGCAGUGCCCUCUGGAAUGCUUCAUACCGUCUAUAAAGCGGUCAUUGAUGAUUUGAAUGGGGAAUUAGAUAGCGGGGGAGUAUACUUUACCCUCUCCAAUCUAGUCGCAUUCGAGACACCAAAGAAGAACACAGCAACGCACUUGAUUGGCAAAGUUAUGAACCUCAUGUUUGAGCCAAGUGAGGAUACUGGGCAUGUUCUGGACAAUUCCUAUCCUGAAUUUCCAAAGGUUGAUACUGACGUGUCUAAGAAACGACAUGUCCGCACUGCGAAACACGAUACUACUACCCGCGAUACUACUGAGGCUGCUAGUAAAAAGCGCAUGCGUGACUUUCACCGCAUCUAUCACUGCAACAAUGACGUCGCGGCUAAGACAAUGCAAUGUACUACCAACCAUCGUCUUCUUCCUGGUGACAUUAAGCACAAGCAGAACUGCAUGGAGUGUUCCAUCUGCAAGAACGAUAAGAACCCCCGCAGUCACUUCAACAAGAACAUACCUACGAAAGAAGUUAAACUUUCAGUUGGUGAAGGCUACUCUUUUGAUGGGGCAGAUUUAACUCAUAUCUCCCAUCAAGGCUUUCGUUAUGUGCUUAAUUUCAUCGACGUUGUUAGCAAGACAAGGGUCGCUUACUAUGUGAGGUCUAAUGCCACACAUGAAUUCCGUGAAGCACUUGAGUAUGUGAAGACGUAUUCUAAGCAAUUCACUGGGAAUGAGCUGAAAUUCCUAUACUCAGACAUGUUUUCGACUUACAUGGAGUUUCGAAGUGACAAUGGCAUUGCUGCAUUUCGAGAUGAGACUGGGAUCACCCUAGAGGUGUGCCCUCCUUACAUGCACUGGAAGAAUGGUGAAGUUGAAUCUUCCAUCCAUGAAUGUAAGAAAGGGACUAGAGUCCGUCUCCGUAAUUUCGCUCAGCAGCUAGCUCGCUUGGAAAACAAUCGAUACAUCAGAGAGACGAAUGACUAUUGGCCGUGGGCUUGGGAGCACACGUGUCAAAGUUUUAACUCACUCGCGUCUGUGGCACUAGAAAAGCGUUAUGGUGUAACUGUAACACCCUGGCAAUACUUUACUAAUGACACUAGCCAUCACAAGUUGGCACUCCAGCCUUUUGGUGAAUUCUGCUACAGUCUUGUACAGAAAGAGAACCGCGAUGGGUCACUUGGUGAAAUAUGUCUGUUCAACGAUGGCAAAGUAAGAACUACAGGCUCUGCGAUCUUCCCAUACGAGAUAUCCGAUGAACUUCAUGAUGGAACCAGGAGGAUAAUUCUAAAUCCUGCUUUACCACAGCCACCUGAGAAGGAAGCGGCGGCUAUCUCUGAUGGGCAUGGUUGGACUCAGAGAACGAUUCAUCGCACCUCAGACGAUUUCCAGCGAACCCUGUCCGAUAUCGACAUGGACGUAAACAAGGACCCGGAUCCCGUGCAGAUAGAUCGGCAGAGGAGCAACGUGGCUAAAGCACAUGACGUGCCUAGGAAAUCAUAUGUUCCGGACCCGAGUGACUAUCCGGACACGGAAGACAAUCCAGACAAACCGGUUUUCUCUCCAGAAGAGGAAAACUCCGGGGGAGGGGCUGACAUGGAACAUGGUCAGCAAGAGGAAAAGUUAGAAGCCCACCCUCCCAUCCAAGAAGCGAAGCAAAACCCCAAUGAUGCCGGGGCUGCCCCAGAGCACCUGGAGGUCGCAGAGGGUCGUACGAAUAGGGGUUCUAUUAGCUAUCAUCAUUUGAUCGAUAGUAUCACUAUUUAUAUUAUCCGGAAUGGCAUGCUGGAACCAAUACCCGCGGAUAUGCAUGAUGGAAUCAAUAUCUCCAUACGCAUGCUGGAACCAAUAUGCCUAUAA
Molecule: messenger RNA, 3312 nt
Organism: Aureococcus anophagefferens
Lineage: Eukaryota; Pelagophyceae; Pelagomonadales; Pelagomonadaceae
Exons: 6
Coding region: 1-3312 (1103 amino acids)
Biological process (GO): DNA integration
Molecular function (GO): nucleic acid binding
Source: RefSeq, a predicted model, not a curated record